AUGGUUUCGAAAACACCUCAAGUGGCUGACUCAACGAUCACUCUACAAGCCGGGAAAUCGAAGCUUGUACUUUCAGUUACACAAGUGUUGCACUCCAGCCCCGACAUCACAGAGGUUGGCUCGAGCCUCGAGGAAGCCAAAGCAUUGAGACACACGCACGACGAACUCAUAUUGAAAUUCAACUCUAAAAAAUCGGAAGCUCUCUCCGCGGUCAGUCAAAGCAGCAAUGACGUGAAAAAAUCAGUGGAAGUAGCGUGGGAGGACGUGUUCAAGAGACUGGAAAGUAGGAAGUCCCUUCUGGAUCAAAGCGUUUCCUUUCACAACUCCGUACAACAGUUUUUGAAAAAGUUACAACAAGUGGAGGCCAAAUGUGUGGAUGUUCCUCUCUCGCAAGAUGUUGAAAGAGCCAGGAGGGAUUUGCAACAGCAUCAGGAACUCAAAAAAUUUGAUGCUUAUAAGCACUUAAUAACUCGCUACACAGCUGUUCUUGAGGCCUCCAUGAUGACCUUGCAAGAAGGUCAACAGCUUCUGGACAAGAUCAGGAAGGCAGCCCUUGAGACAAGCAGUGGCAGUGGCUGGAGUCAACAACGACACGCGACGACAUCAGGCUGUUACUACAUCGAACAACUUCUCAUCAAUUUGAGGUUUCGUAAGUUGAGGUUGGAUGAGCUGUGGAAUCAGAGGAGGAUACAGCUGGAACAGUGCGUGAAGUUUAUGAUCCUGAAGGAAGAUGUUGCCAAGAUCACAAAAUGGCUGGAAGACGUGGGGCUUCCAUUCUUAUCGAAUUCUGAGUUAGGAAACUCCCACGAUGCUGCUCUGAAGUUGCUACGUGAAUGCCAACAAGUUGAAGAACAAGCUAAUCCCUUCCCUCAAAAGUUGAAACAUCACCUCGGCUCCCUGGACUUCAUCUUCAGCGCUUGUCCGAUUCUGGCUGGAGACAUUGAUGCUCUGAAGGAUGUUGUUCAGAGCUUGGAAGGAAAGUUUGAUAACCUUCUGUCACAAAUCGAUACAAGGAGAAGGAACUUGGGACUGAGUGCUAGCUUCUACGAGCAUGCCAACAAUUCUACAGGAAGGUUGGAGGGCCUGAGACUUCUCCGCGAAAGUUUGGACAACACGACCAGCGCCACUUCGGGCAGUACGUGGAUCGAAGGGUGGAAGCAGCUGCAGCGAGGUCUCUACGACGCCACUGUGGCUUCGCUGCACGACGGACAUGUCCUCGUCAACAGGGUUGGAAGGGAUGACGCCAGUGUCGCCGCUUCUCUCGCUAAGUUAAACAGCAUAGAGGAUUCAGUGAGCAGAUUAUUGGCCAACCUGCCACAAGCACUCGCUGAUGAGGCCGGCAAGGAUCCAACACUUAAUAUAGAUGACAAGUUGUACAAGUUGAACUCCUGGUUGGUUCUCGUGGGUCAGGCAUCGGUCAACAAAUUUAGCAGGUUGACUGUCAACCUUCAUGACGUCAAUGAGUUCCUCGUACACCACAGAUCACUGGCCGAAGAAGUCAGAGCCAAACAAGCUGAAGCCAAACAACUGCUAACCAUGGCAAACGAACUGGUCAAACCUGUUACUCAGAAGGAAGGGGAGGAGCCAAAAAGUGACGUCACUAAUCAGCCAGCCUCUUCACUGGUGGAGCGAUGUGAAAAGUUGGAGAAACAUUUUGAUAAUUUCAGAGAAACACUGGAGAGAAGGAGCAAACUGGCUCUGUCGUUUAUUGUCCUGCAGAAGAGAGAGAGACAGCUUUCGGCCCAGCUGCAGCUUCUAGAAGAGCAGUUGAGAAGUCAAGUGGCAGACAGCUCAGUUGAUGACGUCACAGACGCCACCGUCAGACACAGAGAUAAUGCCGUAAAGAAGUUGACGUUCGAUCUCGGAGAGUUCGAUAAGAUUGGAAAGCAGUUUGUUGCUGAUGCCAUUGAAAUAAAAAAUCGAGACAGUCUGAGCGUUGAAUUCGUGACAAAUGCAGUCAGCUUAAUUUUGGCUAAUUUUGAAGAAAGAAAAAACAUUAUAACCAACCAUUUUAAAGGCUGGAAAAAAUAUGUGGAAGGUUUGAAAGAUUCCAAGACGAAGUGGAAGCAACUUUUGAUUGAUGGUAGAAAGACAAUUGAGUGGAUCAUAAAAGUGGAAGACAAUUUCUUUCCCAAGUUGGCUGGAGAGCUCGGAUCGUCUCUAGCAGAAGUUCAACAACAUCAAAAAAGAUUGGAAGAUUUCAAACACAUCAUUCAAAAAGUUCAGGACGAGACGGAGCAGCACUUGAAAUCUGCUGAACUGCUGUCGGCCAAGUAUGAAGACAACCACGGUAACAGGGAUUUCAUCGUCAACGAGUUGAUCAAGGCCCACUGCAGGUUCCAGGCUCGAAUUGUUGAGUACAAACAUCUGCUUGACGUUGCAAAGAAAUUUUUUGAAAACUUGAAUCAGUUGGAUACAUUGAUUGACAGCACGGAGAAGGAAUACACAGGCGAGCAGCUGCCUAGCAACGAACCUGACGCCAGGGAAGCACUGAGAAGCCACCACUGCAACCGCAACAAGUUGGCCUCCUUGUUUGAGGGCAGAAGUUUGGAGGCUGAUGACAUCAUCGUCCGAGUUCGGCAACAGGACGCUCAAGAAAUAGCGAAGGAUGAAAUUCGAAACAUUUUGCGUCAAUCAGAGCUGGAGAGGUCGCAAUGGGACUUACUCUGGACUGACCACAAAAACAAGUUGGAACAGGGACUGCUACUCUGUCAGUUCUAUUUUGACUUGAAACAGCUGCAGAACGAGUUGGACUUGAUGCAGAGGCAGUUGGACGCGAGACAAGGAUGUUACGGCAACACUGUGGCGUCCGUGCAAGCCAUCAUCCAGGCUUUCGUCCAACUAAAAUCCUUAGCAGAUGUGGUCGGCGGUCGCGUGACGGACUUCAUGGCGACAGCCGACAAGAUGAUCAAAGAUGGACACUAUGACUCGCGCCGCAUUCGACACGAGGUCGAUGAGACGAACAGGAAAUGGAAACAUUUUUACGACAGCCUCAGCAAGUUUAAACUGGCACUCGACGAGAACAUCACGUUCUACGAGCUGCACGAUAAGUGUGAGGGAUGGAUAAACGAAGCCGGUCAGUUCUUACUGACGAUCAGUAAAAAGGCUCCCAACUGCAAAACCUCGGAAGAUGUUGAGACGUUGAUCAAGUGCAUCGUGCAGUACAGGAGCGAGGGUGGUGGCCAGCAGGACGAGAGGCUAAAGAACAUGGAGGUUGUGGCUACUAAUCUCUAUGGAUCAGUAUUAGGACCAGAGAAGAUGUCUCACAUAUUGGAUAAGAACCAGGGCAUGUACAACGCAUUCAUCAAGGCCAUUGAGGAACUGAGGGUGCUCCAAAGGAACCUCGUCAACACUGAACACAUUCUGGCAAAUGUGGAAGCAGUCGUGGAGAAGAAGGCGCCCAAACAACCGAAGUUCGUACAACCUUUGCAGAAUGCUGAACUUGCUGAAGGACAAAGGUUCACUUUUGAGUGCAGAUUGGAAUGUGAUACGUUGUAUCCCCGCAUUGAAUGGUUCCGUGAUGACGAACCGUCUAAAGGCUUUCCAACAUCUUAUAAGGACGGACUGUGUCAGAUGACGAUCGAGGAGACGUUGAUAGCCGACACCGCCCAGUACACGUGCAAGUGCACUACAGAUGCCGGCACCGCACGAACGUCCGCCAAUCUCAAAGUCAAAGCGAGUCAGCCAAAAGUUGUGGCCCCAGAAUUGUUGAGACAUUUAAAGUCUGCAGAUGCACCGGAGGGUACUUCCCACAUUUUCGACUGCCACGUCACAGGGGUGCCCUUCCCUGAAAUCACGUGGUACAAGGACGAGGUGCCGAUCACCAGCAGCAACGAUUACGUCAUCACCUGCGAACAGGGUCGUUGCACGCUGAAAGUGAAGAAGUUGAGUAGGGACCUUCACAACGCCAAGUUUAAAUUCAAAGCCGUCAAUGAAGGUGGUGAAGUUGUCACAUCAGCCUCACUAAACGUUCUCACUGUCAGAAAGCCAGAAUUCACCAAACCACUGAGGGACCAGGCAGUUGAUGAGGGAAAGAGUGUGAAGCUGGAGUGUGGCUACCGGGGAGAACCUGCCCCUCAGAUUCAGUGGACAUUCAACGAUACUCCUAUAUUACCGAGUGCAUUGUUCAAGAUCACAAUAACGGAAACGACGACAUCCUUGGAAAUCAAAGAAAUCUUCUCCGAAGAUUGCGGAACCUACGCUGUUACGGCCAAGAAUCUUGGAGGGGAGGCCCAGACAACCUGUCUUGUGGCUCUCACAACGCAUGAAACUAAAGCUCAAAUUCUGCAGCAGAGAACGCCAGAAAAGCCAAGAUUCAUUUCUCCGCUGGUCGAUGGAGAGGCAAAGGAGGGUGACAGAGCCAGAUUCGAAUGCAUCGUCGUCGGGUACCCAACUCCUGAGAUUACGUGGUUCCACAAUGGCAAACCCAUCAGGCAGACAAAAGAUUUUGAUUUCACCUUCGACAUUUACAACGGCAAGUGUGUCCUUUUGAUCCACGAGUUGUACCUGGAAGACACUGGAGUGUACUUGUGCCAAGCCAAGAACGAACACGGUUCAGACACAACCGUCGCUAAAUUGCGCGUUCAUCCUGCUAACGAACCACCUGCAGCAUCCCCAGUCCAAGUAGCUCCAACGGCAGAAGUGGACGAAGUUCCUCCGAAAUUCACCCAACUCUUGAAAGAUAUUGAGGGCACGGAAGGUGAACUUGUGAGGUUUGAGUGCAGGGUCAUAGGUCAUCCAACGCCUGUCAUCAAAUGGUUUUUUGGUAGGAACCAGAUUGAAACUUCAAAAGAUUUCCAAAUAAGUUCUGAAAGAGAAGUGCAGAUACUGACGAUACCCUGCCUGCACAAACAUGACGCUGGCAACUACAUGGUCAAGGCCACCAAUAACGCCGUGGAAUCGUCCCAUUCCGUACAGACGGAUGCUCCCGUUCAAGCGGGUCACGUUCCACCGGAGAUCAUCAAAUCCUUCCACGACAUCCACGUCAGACCGGGGCAACCGUGCACAAUCGAAGUCGUCAUUGGGGGAUUUCCUAAACCUAAGAUCCAGUGGCUGUUCAACAACGAGCCGAUCACGAAUACGGUCUACAGGAUAGCCACGUUUGGUGAUGUCCACUCACUGCACAUACCUCAGGUGUAUGAUGAAGAUGUCGGAAGAUUCUCAGUCAUCGCUGAAAAUGAUGCAGCUUACAUGCAGUUGAAACACGACACUUCAAAUUGUUUAAUGAUAAUUUUUGAUAUCAAAUCAAAGAACUCAAUGAAACAUGGCUGUGCAGGUAAAGCCUGGUGUUCAGCGUUGUUGGUGGUCGUUGACUCUUCGCAACUCGUCGGCGAAGUUGAUUCGCCCCCCGAGACUCCUCAAACUGGACAAAGAGUCAUGGUGUCCAGUUACGGUCCUCCCCCUGUGGUCAAGCCAAAAAGGAUUCCUCCCCCUCAAGUGCCUGCCCCUCUACCUGAUCUUCCCCCAAAAAUAUUUGCUGGACUGAGAGAUCUAACUUCAGAAAUCGACAAACCAUUAGCCUUGGAAGCGAUAGUGGAAGGUCGGCCCGAACCACUAAUCACGUGGUACAAAAAUGUCCACGAGGAACUUUCGGAAAGUCCAAAUUAUGAGAUUUCUUGUCGUGAGGGCAGAGCCAGGCUGGUCAUUCUGAAACCGAAACUGACUGAUUCCGGGGAGUACACGUGCGUGGCUAAAAAUAAACUGGGCCAGCCAAGAUUUUUGGAGAAAUUACAGCCGUCAACAACUGCCAACGAGGGUCACCCGGUAAGGUUGGUUGUUUUCACGUCGGGCGAGCCUGCUCCUAAGAUUGUCUGGUUCAAGGACAGCGUUGAAAUCAAACCAUCCCCGGAUUUCGUUAUCACCGACGAAGGCAACAAACACACGCUGUUGAUCCCAGAGGCUUUUCCUGAUGAUUCCGGAAGGUACAGUGUCAAAGUUUUCAACAGCUGCGGCGAAGAAUUUUCCGAUACUGUCCUUACCGUAAAUCCUGCCCCCAAAAAGGCUCUUCAAGUUGCUCCGAAGUUCAUCAAGCCUCUGCACAACAGAAGCGCUCACGUUGAUCAGCGCGUUAUUUUGGAAUGCAUCGUGCCUGUUGAACUGCAACCAGAAAGAGUUGAAUGGUACCACAACGAACUACUUCUGACUCCGAGCAACCAACUUCGCAUGGAGUUCAGACCAGAGUCUGGCGUCUGCAUUCUCAUCAUUGAGAAGGUGAGGCCGGAAUCUCGCGGCAGAUACAUCUGCACAAUUGUUGUUAACGGAGUAUCAAAGUCUACCACAAUGGAUCUGGAAGUCAUUCUACCUCCAAUCAAAUUGGAAGAGAAGCCGCACUUCACGGAGCAUUUGAGGAACCAGAUUGCUGAUGAGGGCAGUGAGGUGCAACUCACUUGCCAAGUUAAGGGACAACCCAGGCCCAUCAUCACGUGGUAUCACAACGGCCACCUCAUCCGACCAUCUUCAAGACACGCCCAAAGGUUCAAUCCAGCUGACUGGACAGCCACAUUGAUCAUAAUUGCGGUGAACGUGAACGAUGCCGGCAUAUACACCUGCAGUGCUUCGAACGAGGUUGGACAGGAAUACACGUCAGCUGAGGUCAAGGUCAGAGUGAAGACUCCUCUCCCCAAAUAUGUUGCCCCACCUGAACCUGUUGAAACUGAAUUAUUUAAAUCCAGAGAAAUCGGUGGGGUGGCUGAACAGUACUUCAGACCCGUCUUCAAAAAAGUACCAGCAGACCUUAAUGUUCCUGAAGGUCACGUAGCCCGAUUUGAUUGUGUGGUCCUCGGAAGACCCACGCCCGAUGUUUAUUGGUUCAGAGAAGGCGUGCGAGUGUUUGAGGACCGCAUGCACAAGAUCGUCAUCAACGAAGAAGGAAUCAGUUCGAUUAUUUUUGAGGCUGUCAUGCUUGGGGACGCUGGCAUGUACCUGUGCAUCGCCAGGAACAGAGCUGGAGAAGAUAGAUUCAACGUUGCUCUAAACGUCUUGCCACGGCGCUCAUUGGCUCCGCCACGAUUCGGUUGUCGUCUGCCGAACCAGACAGUCCAACUUGGUCAGCCAGUAACAUUCACCGUUGAUGUUGAAGGGAUCCCUCAGCCAACGGUAACUUGGGAAAAAAAUGAUCAGCCAAUAACAAGUGGGGACAGAUAUAAAAUAGUCGGAGAUGGUUACAGAUCAACAUUGUACAUACCGUUUGUGACGAUUGAUGACAACGCCUGGUUUCAGUGCGUGGCUACAAGUUCAGGUGGAACAAGUGUCAACAAGUUCAGACUCACAGUUGAAGAUGAUAAAAAAGUUGCAGUAAGAAAGUCGGUGUCUCCAGGACCGCAGAGAUCCGUGAGCACUGGCAGGCCCUCCCCCGCCCCCAUCCAAUCAUCUCUCAUCUUUUCCCCAACUCAACAACUUCUGCAUUCAAAGAGAACUACAUCGGAAACUACAUUGAAAACCGUUCACACAGAUUUUAGCGGAAGAAUUAAAUUCAAAUCCCCGGAGAAUAAAUUAAAUAAUACAAUUCAAAUGGAAGGUACGAUGAAGAGUCCAAUAGAGGCGGUAGCAGCCCCGAAACUGAUUGAGCCAAUGAAGGACCAACUGCUGAACGACGGAGGCACCGCCCACUUUCGUUGCAGGAUCCACUCGCCAGCUGCCACCACUCACCAGUGGUACUACGAAAACUCUCCCCUCUCACACAACUGGAACGUUAAAUACAGGACAUUUGAGGAAGCAGACGGCUUGUACGGCUUGGAUAUUCACGACGUCACUGAAUUGGAUGCCGGCAUUUACAAAUGCGUCGUCGAGAACAAGGGAGGAGAGGUGACUUGCAUCGCUCAUUUGAGAGUUGGAGUCCAACCGACCAGCAAGAUAACAACAAGAGUGCACGCCACCCCAUCUCCAGUUCCUUUCAUUCAAGCUCCUCACAUCGUUCGUCCCAUGGUUGACUCUGAAGCUGAACUUGGAGGGCCUGCCACUUUUGAGGUUAUCUUCUCAGGGCCCCCCAUGUCCAAAGUGGAAUGGGUCUUGAAUGGAAGAAAAGUUUCAGAACAUGAUAACAAUUUUAAGAUACACCAAACGAGUAACACUGCCUCGCUUAGGAUUGAACGUGUGCAUGAAGGAUUGUCUGGCAAGGUGCAAUGUCUGGCCAGCAAUGAUAAUGGAAGUGUCGAGAGUACAGCAACUCUUCGAAUCAGAGGAGCUCGCAGUCCAUUCAUGCACAACCAGCAAGAACAGUAUCAACAACAAACUUAUUCAGUGAGCACAUCCAGUGCAAGACUCUCCAAGUCGCCUCUACCCUCCUCUUCCUCCUCCUCCUCUCACAACCCACAAUUCCUUGCCGCCCCACAGAUCGUCAAACACCUGGAAAACGUGAUUGCUAAGGACGGUUCACAGGUGAUCCUCUCAUGUUGCUACAAAGCGCAGGAGCCCGUCAGCAUCUCCUGGUUCCACAAUGAUAGAAACAUCGACAGCAGUCCUGAUUACGCCAUCAACAACGACAGAUCUCUCGGGAAAAGUGAUCUGGUCAUCGUUGAUUGCAUGCCGGAUGAUGCAGGAAUUUUCAAAUGCGUCGUUAGAAACAACCUCGGUCAGGCAGAAACUGUGAACAAACUUCAAGUAGAACCUCAAGAUCAGUCUCAUCACAACUUUUCAACAAUGUUUGUCGUGCGUGAUAACAAACCAUCGUCCACAAAUGCAUCAGAAGAAAUGAUAAAAGCGGAGAGUGUGAAAGUUGUAGGAGCCGCCAAAAAUCAGCCGAGUGCACUUGCAUCUGAAGGGGUCAUCAUACCAAGAUAUUCACCCAGAUACUACGAUGAUUCAACCCACGAGCCACAUCAGCCGCAACAAGUGCAUCAGUCAGCCAGCACCGACAACAAUGGAUCUCCGAUAUUCAUUCAACCAAUUCAACCGUGCGUCAUCGUCGAAGGAGAAACUUUGAACUUCACGGCUCAUGUUCACGGAUAUCCGGAACCAAAAGUUGAAUGGUUCAAGGACAAACAAGUCGUCUAUCCUGACUCUAGACACGCUGUGACUGCCGAGAAAUCUACAGGAAAGUACAGUCUGCGUGUAUUUGGAUGCUCACAGCUGUUUGACGCAGGUGUGUACUCCUGUCAAGUCUCCAACUUGAAUGGGAAGGCUACCUGCUCCGCCAACGCUGUUGUCGUUCGUAAGUGAAUACCUUUUGGAAUGUCUAAAUUGAUAUCGUCUUGUUUUGUUUCCGUUGGUUUUAUUAAUACAUGGUACAUAUUAGUCGGCCGGUUGGUCGGUUAGUUGUUAGUUAAAAUUCUUUUUCACACAUUUGGUUUACGAGACGUUUUUGCCAUUUUUAUUUAUUUUUAUUAAUUUUCGAAAUGAUUUUGGAAAUUAAUUUCUCGAUUGUAAGACAACCUAUCAAGUUAUUUUUUUCCCAAGAUUUCAUUUAAAAAUUUAACGGCGAAUCUUUCAACAAAUCAUUCAUAAACUUUAGUGAUUAUAUAUUCAUUAUUAUUAAAUUUUAUCACGAUGUCAUGAAUUGUUUUCUGCAGUUUUUAAUUUUUCUUCGCAAUUAUUAAUUUCGUAAAUGUUAUAGUUUGUCUAUAUGGUUUACUAUAAUAUUUCACCAGUGGUUCCAAGUUUUUAACGAUUUUCGGUUGAUAACAUACAAUUUAUAUUUUUUAUUUAUUUAUUAUUUUAAAAAAUUCAACAAAAACGAAAACCUUUUAUUGUGAAUUUUUCAUAAAGUUUGAUUAUUUUAUCAUUUUAUCAAAAACAUAUCUGCAUAUCACUGUCAACAUCAUUAUAACAUCAUAUGUGAUCACUUUAGUUUGUCGUUAACUCCGCUGUUACAGACUUAACUUGUUGCUUAGAUAUUUAAAAGAUGAUAUUGUCUAUCAGAAGUAGAUAGAUAGUAGUUGCUGUUUCAUUCGUUUAUGCUUGCAACCACACGAAACAUUGCUUACUAAAUCUCAUUUAGUCUUAACAAUGUUUUUAGUUUGUUUUCAGAUUCUCAUUAUUACGACGAUAGAUUAAAUUAACGUUUUACAACUUUUUAACGGAAUAAAAAUUUGGAACUACUG
This is a messenger RNA of Helobdella robusta, 10037 nucleotides long. RefSeq lists its product as hypothetical. The transcript has 53 exons. The record is from RefSeq and is a predicted model, not a curated record. Bases 1 to 9156 code for a protein of 3051 amino acids. NCBI's taxonomy places the organism in Eukaryota, Metazoa, Annelida, Clitellata, Rhynchobdellida, Glossiphoniidae. Gene Ontology annotation, molecular function: protein binding.